This is a messenger RNA of Oryza sativa Japonica Group (Japanese rice), 3199 nucleotides long. Its product is annotated as pentatricopeptide repeat-containing protein At2g17140. NCBI's taxonomy places the organism in Eukaryota, Viridiplantae, Streptophyta, Magnoliopsida, Poales, Poaceae. The record is from RefSeq and is a predicted model, not a curated record. Gene Ontology annotation, molecular function: protein binding.
ACGCCGCCCUCCUCCCGAGCCUCCUCCGCCACCUCCUCUCCCUCCCGGACCCCGCGCCGCACCUCCUCGCGCUCCUCUCCUCCUCAUCGUCGCCGCUGCGCCUCCCGCUCGGGUUCUCCCUCUCCGCGUUCCGCUCCCUCUGCGCGCUCCCCUCCGCGCCGCCGCCGCCCACCCCCGUCUACAACCGCCUGCUCCUCGCCGCGCUCCAGGAGGCCCGAUUCGACCUCGUCGAGUCGCUCUACAAGGAUCUCCUCUUGUCCGGCGCCGCCCCGGACGUCUUCACGCGCAACAUCCUGCUCCAGGCGCUCUGUGCCGCUGGCCGGAUGGAGCUCGCCCGCAGGGUGUUCGACGCAAUGCCGGAAAGGAACGAGUUCAGCUUCGGGAUCCUGGCGCGUGGGUACUGCCGUGCGGGGAGGAGUAUGGACGCGCUUGGGGUGCUCGAUUCAAUGCCAACGAUGAAUUUGGUGGUAUGCAACACAGUAGUCGCGGGGUUCUGCCGCGAGGGCCAGGUGGAUGAGGCUGAGAGGCUAGUUGAGCGCAUGAGAGAUGAGGGUCUUGCUCCAAAUGUGGUCACAUUCAAUGCGAGGAUCUCUGCACUCUGCAAAGCUGGGCGGGUGCUAGAUGCAUACAGGAUAUUCAACGACAUGCAGGAAAAAUGGGAGAGAGGUCUGCCGAGGCCUGACCAGGUGACGUUUGACGUGAUGCUGAGUGGGUUCUGUGAGGCUGGUAUGGUGGAUGAAGCAAGAGUCCUGGUGGAUAUUAUGAGGUGCGGUGGUUUCUUGAGGCGGGUUGAGAGUUACAACCGUUGGUUGUCAGGGCUGGUGAGGAAUGGAAUGGUUGGGGAAGCACAGGAGCUGCUGAGGGAGAUGGCGCAUGAGGGUGUUCAACCUAAUAGCUACACCUACAAUAUUAUUGUGGAUGGGUUGUGCAAGGAGGGCAAAGCGUUUGAUGUGAGGAAAGUGGAGGAUUUUGUGAAGAGUGGUGUCAUGACACCAGAUGUUGUGACCUAUACUAGUUUGCUCCACGCUUAUUGCUCAGAGGGAAAUGCUGCUGCAGCCAAUAGGAUUCUUGAUGAGAUGGCACAGAAGGGGUGUGCCCCGAAUUCAUUUACUUACAAUGUUCUGCUGCAAAGUUUGUGGAAAGCUGGUAGGAUUACAGAGGCAGAACGAUUGUUAGAGAGGAUGAGUGAGAAAGGAUACAGCUUGGAUACAGCAAGCUGCAAUAUCAUUAUUGAUGGACUAUGUAGAAACAACAAAUUGGAUAUGGCCAUGGACAUUGUCGAUGGCAUGUGGAACGAAGGUAGUUUGGCUCUUGGCAGAUUAGGUUAUUCAUUCCUAAGUUUACUUACUGAUUCUUCCAGCAGCAAAAGAUGUCUUCCUGACCGAAUCACUUAUUCUACACUGGUGAGUGCAUUGUGCAAAGAGGGCAGGUUUGAUGAAGCAAAGAAGAAAUUGCUUGAGAUGAUAGGCAAAGAUAUCUCUCCUGAUUCGGUUCUAUAUGAUACCUUUAUUCAUGGGUAUUGCAAGCAUGGGAAGACUUCUCUGGCUGUUAAGGUCCUGAGGGACAUGGAAAAGAAAGGUUGCAAGCCAAGCACAAGGACAUACAACUUGUUGAUAUGGGGAUUUCGGGAAAAACACAAUUCAGAUGAAAUCCUUAAAUUGAUUAGUGAAAUGAAGGGGAAGGGGAUUUGUCCCAAUGUCAUGACCUAUAAUAGCCUGAUAAAGUCAUUUUGUGAACGGGGAAUGGUGAACAAGGCCAUGCCUCUUUUAGAUGAAAUGUUACAGAAUGAAAUUGUUCCUAAUAUAACUUCUUUUGAGUUGUUGAUUAAGGCUUUCUGCAAAACUUCAGAUUUCUCUGCAGCUCAGAGAGUAUUUGAUGCUUCUCUGAGUACAUGUGGUCAGAAGGAAGUGCUCUAUAGUUUAAUGUGCACCCAGUUAUCUACUUAUGGUAGAUGGUUGGAAGCCAUGAAUAUUCUAGAAACAGUGCUUGAAUUAAGGAUCUCUAUCCAUAGAUUCCCAUAUAAGCAGAUUAUUGAGGGACUCUGCAAAGUUGAUGAGGUGGAUCAUGGACAUAGGUUACUCAAGCUGUUAAUGGUUAAAGGAUAUUCAUUUGAUCCAGCAGCAUUCAUGCCAGUGAUUGAUGCAUUGAGUGAAAGGGGAAAGAAGCAACAUGUUGAUAUGCUCUCACAAAAAAUGAUGGAAAUGGCAGAGCGUGAUAAUGGUCUUGCAGCUCCUUCUGGCGAAUUUAAGCCUAGAAGUCAGAAGCAUGGACAGGACAAGCAUGCUGAAAGUGAUUGGCAUGCUCUUUUGCACAGAGAUGACAGUGCUCGCACAGUCAUGAAAAUCACCAAGAGAGUGAAGACAGGAUGGGGUCAAAGAGGCAACGUUUAUGAGAAUAAGCAGCAGCAGAAUGAUGACAUUUAUGUACUAGAAAACACUGGCUGAUGUUGCUAUUUUAGGCUACCUUUCAGAAAGAGUUAUGAUUAAAGCAAUUAUGUCAAGAAAGACAUGUCAAAGGAUCUAACCCUAUAUCUGAUUCCCUGUGAAUGGGUGUUAAGCUAUACAUAGGGAUUCGAUGUGAACUGAAGCGACAGUUGAUGAUGAAUGUUGUGCACAGCUGCACAUCCCAUUGAUUUGUGCUAGAUUGGGACCUUCAUCUGCGCCGCCUCUGGGGAAACCCAACCACGCAGGAUAAUAGAGGAGUGAUCAUCCAAAUGUAGGGCUGAAGAGUUGUACAUGAUGAGGCACCAAAUAGAUGAAUUUAUUGGAAGCCUAAGCUCAGUUUAUUGUUCUUUCAGUGAACACAUUGACCAUCUCGAUAAACUGCAAGACAUUGAGCUUAUCUUCUGCUGUCAAAAGACAGUGUGACAUCAAAAUGGAGUAACGGUAGACCCAGCUACCAGUGAAUUCGGUUCAGUAUAUUUCCGGUGGUAGGUGGUUCAACCAUCUGGCAAUCUACUUCACACAGUACUUAGCAUUUAGUAGCAGUGAAACCAUCGCAUUCCAUUUUUUUUACCUAUGUAAGAAUCAUGAUUCAUGACGAAUCGAUUUGCACGUCUCUUGUCUUUGCAUAAGUUUGGAAUGGGUGUCUGUUGGCAUACUGUAUAAGUUGUCAGUUUCUUCUUACAUCUGUAUGCAACGGAUUCAUGUGCCUCGAUGCAACUGAUUAUGUUCAUAUGAUCUGUGCAAAUUACCUCAAA